Mugil cephalus (flathead mullet) is the source of this 1423-nucleotide messenger RNA. RefSeq lists its product as uncharacterized. The record is from RefSeq and is a predicted model, not a curated record. Lineage: Eukaryota; Metazoa; Chordata; Actinopteri; Mugiliformes; Mugilidae. Bases 267 to 1274 code for a protein of 335 amino acids. The transcript is spliced from 5 exons.
AGGUCACUGGGCGAGAGGCGACCCUGGACAGGUCACCAGUCCACCACAGGGGUAACUACGAGAGACAAGAAAGACCUACUGAAUCACGACCUAUCUGAGAACACCUCACACAGCACAGCACUGCGCUGCCCUUUGUGGUGUAUACAAAUGCCAAAAAACAGCAAGAACCUGCAACACGUUUGCAGGAAGCUACGACUGCUACAGUCCACCUCCACACCUUUCUGAGCAUCGCUGUGUGUUUACUGUCAUACCGCAGUGACAUCGAAAUGAAGGCGCUGUGUCUGAUCUUGCUUUUUCAUGCAAGUCUUCAGCUUCAGUGUGAUAAAACAAAGAUCACAUCACAUAUUGGAGGUGAAUUUGUUCUGGUCUGCUGGUAUGACACAUCACGCUACUCGCUGAGUAAAAAGUACUGGUGCCGAGGAGACUCCAGAAAAACCUGUGAGGUGCUGGUGGAUUCAGAGAGAGUUAAAAAAACUAAAAACACACAGAGAUCGUUCGUAGUAGAUGCACGAAAAAGGGGCCUGAUAGUGAAAGUCACCCAACUCCAAACUGAUGACACUGGGGUGUACUGGGUUGGAAUUGACAAAAUCUACGCUGACAUCAUGACAUCAGUCCAUGUGGUUGUUACUGAAGUUCCAGUAUCUAAACCCACAGCUUGGCCCUUGAGCUCUCUGGUGGACAGGCCGACAUGCUGGGGGGAGCCGGUGACUGUGCGCUGCAGCUGUGCAAAGGGCACAGCCAUCCGUUAUGCCUGGUAUCAGCGCACUGAGCCCGAGCACUUCCUGCUUCACCGCUCCUCCGACUUGUCCCUGGACUGUGCAACAGUGGGAGGGGGCAGCGAGUAUUACUGCACCGCCAGCAACGACGUAAGCAGUGAGGAGAGUGAAAUCGUCUCCGUGCAGGUUCUGGUGCCUGCAAACAGCAGCUGUAUCUAUGCUGUUCGUGUGCAGGGCCAACCCAUUUAUGACUGCAUGGACAGAAUCAGCACAACCACACCCAGACCACCGCCAGUGACUACCACCUGCCAUGGAGUUGCCACAGAAAUCCACCCUGACACAAGAAACCAGUCUUUGCAGGCCAAUCAAACUGAUGGGUUUUUCAACAGGGCCUGGACUGGCGUGCCUUUCUGGUAUACACUGCUACGUUGGGGUUGUUUUGCAUCCUUACUGAUGAUUCUUUGCAUAAUUCACCGAUGUACAAAUACAAGGCACAAAAGACAUAUCAAGAGAAGGAAGAAGGUUCCUUUCAGACCAGUUCCUCAUUUGGCUCAAUGACCUGCAGUUUCCUGUAGCUGUUCUCUGGAAGUCAUCGUCCUCUGUGAUGCUGGUUUCGUGGUUUAAUGUUUACCUCUGACAAUAUUGUGCAAUGUGGCAUGCGCUUCCUGAAAUGAAAUGCAUUCUGUCUUUAUAAUAAAAAUGUGUAU